Messenger RNA from Erpetoichthys calabaricus (reedfish), 2455 nucleotides. RefSeq names its product ectonucleoside triphosphate diphosphohydrolase 7-like. Lineage: Eukaryota; Metazoa; Chordata; Cladistia; Polypteriformes; Polypteridae. Gene Ontology annotation, biological process: nucleoside diphosphate catabolic process. Gene Ontology annotation, molecular function: nucleoside diphosphate phosphatase activity. The record is from RefSeq and is a predicted model, not a curated record. Bases 290 to 2116 code for a protein of 608 amino acids. Gene Ontology annotation, cellular component: membrane. The transcript has 13 exons.
ACGGCAGAUGUUUCCGUUGCCUUGGUGACGUGGCGUAGGAUUUCUUGUGGCUGCUGCUUCCGCUAAGUGCACUGACGUGUUACAAAACAAAAGAUCUUAAUCACAAUGCUGGUGCAUUGCAAGCAUGCCUUUCAAUAGUCACAUCACUCUUCCAUCUGUUCCACUAUUGCAUAUUUCUUCUCUACGGGUUUGCUCAAAAGAACAGCCUCAUAAUCAAAACAUCAUGCAGAGGUGACAGUGAUUAAUGGAUUGAAGGAACAUUACAUUCCAAACAGUGCUACCUACUCACAUGGCAAGGAUUGGUUUCUCUUGCCUUCUGCCAGCAUCAUGGCACUUUGGUGUACCUCAUUCACUGGUCAAUACCUUGCAGCGCCACCGCAUGAUCUUCAUCAUGUUUUUGCUCAUCAGCCUUUUGCUACUCUUCUUGCAUAUAAUACAUACUAUAGGCACGAGCCAGCUAUUCAGAGAUCGCUAUCUAUAUAAGCAGUUGGCAAUUAUGGAAAACAUGGAAGUAACAGAUACUUCAAAUCCAAGUCUGAACUUUGGAGUGGUAAUAGACUGUGGCAGCAGCGGCUCACGUGUCUUUGUGUAUUACUGGCCACCGCACAAUGGAAACCCACAUUCACUGCUUGACAUCCGACAAAUGAGAGACCAAAACUUGAAACCUGUGGUGAAAAAGAUCAAACCAGGGAUAUCAACGCUGGCCUUGGCACCAGACAAAGCAAGUGACUAUAUCCGCCCUCUUUUGAGUUUUGCAGCAGAAUACAUUCCUAAGAAUAAACAUAAGGAGACUCCCCUGUACAUCCUGUGCACUGCUGGCAUGAGACUUCUUCCUGAAAGUCAACAGUUGGCAAUCCUUGAGGACUUGAAUACUGAUGUGCCCUUGGAGUUUGAUUUUUUAUAUUCCAGCUCUCAUGCAGAGGUGAUUUCUGGAAAACAGGAAGGUGUGUAUGCAUGGAUUGGUAUUAAUUUUGUACUUGGCCGCUUUAACCAUGCAGAAGAUGACAAAGAUGCAAUAUCAUCUGUGACGUUAGGCUUUCAAAGUCAAAGUCCAAAUAUGCGAAAAAGUACAGUUGGCAUAAUAGAUAUGGGUGGGGCUUCUCUUCAGAUUGCCUAUGAAGUGACCCCCACAGUUACAUUUAGUUCUCAUGAACAGGAGGAAGAAGCAAAGAGCCUUCUUGCUGAGUUUAAUCUUGGCUGUGAUGUUCAACAUACACAGCAUGUGUAUCGUGUGUAUGUUACAACCUUCUUGGGUUUCGGUGGAAACAUGGCUCGACAACGUUAUGAAGAUAUCAUAUUCAAUCAGACUGUAACUGAAAGCAGGAACACUGCUGAUCAGAUUGGUAUGAGCAUUUCUAAACCUUACCUGGACCCAUGCCUUCCACUUGGUCUAACAGAUACUUUGGACAGAGAUGGAAAUAAAGUUUUUCUACGAGGAAAUGGGGAUUGGCCUCAGUGUCUAGGGGCUGUAAGACCUUUGCUUAACAAGUCAGACAGUAGCAGGAAUACUUCUCUUGGUGGCAUAUACCAAGCACCUAUUGAUUUCAGUAACAGUGAGUUCUAUGGAUUUUCCGAAUUCUACUACUGCACAGAAGAUGUGCUGCGUAUUGGUGGUCGUUAUAGCAGCAGAAAAUAUUCCAGAGCAGCAACGGAGUAUUGUGGCACCCAGUGGUUAACAUUAAAACAGCGAUUGGAUCAGAAACUUUUUUCUACACAAGCGGAUAUUCAUAGACUGAAGUACCAGUGCUUCAAAUCUGCUUGGAUGUAUGAGGUGCUACAUACUGGUUUUAAGUUUCCAAAAGAUUACUCCAGCCUUAAAACUGCCCAGUUGGUAUAUGAUAAGGAGGUACAGUGGACAUUAGGUGCUAUUCUUUUUAAAACCCGAUUUCUUCCACUCAGGGAUCUUCAGCAAGAUGGUUUCAAACAAGUACAUUCCAGCUGGCUUCGCUUCUCUGUUGUCUAUAACCACUAUUUACUGUUUGCUUGCAUCCUAGUAGUGGUCCUUGCCAUCUUGCUCUAUAUCCUCCGCCUGCAACGAAUUCAUCGGCGGGAGCAUCGUUCAGCUGCCACAUUGGAUCUGCUCUGGGCUGAAGUGACAGAGCCAUUGCCUGUGUGAAUGGACACACAACAGUUUGGAGAGCAGUUGUGUGGGAGGAAAUAAUUUUAUGAGCCAGGAUGUUUUUACAUCAUCAUUUUAUAAUGAAGUAGUAGGGUCCAAAGUCAAGUUUGUUUGAGAGCUAAAUAUUUUUCCAUUAACUGUGAAUAAAAAAAGUUAAUUUCUUUCUUUGGAAUAUUCAUAAAUGAAAAACAGUAUAAAUUAAAAUUGUGAUUCAAGUGUAAUAUUGCAGUCCUCAGGGUAUAUGUAUUUUGAUGUCAAUUUGUGUGGAUAAUAGUAAAUUUGAAGAAAAAAAAAUUUAAUGAUUAAUUUAAAUAAAGUGCACAUUUUUAUAAAGUU